AUGGCUAACCCUCGUCGACAGGGCCUCAACGGUGCCGACGUGGACUUUGACACCACCUGGCAAGUUCUGGAACGCGCAUUCCUCGAAAUCCACACCAAAAACGCCUCUCAACUGUCCUUCGAGGAACUAUACCGAAACGCCUAUAAGAUUGUGCUGAAGAAGAAGGGCGAUGAGCUGUACAACAAAGUCGCCGAGUUCGAGGAGAAGUGGCUGGGCGAGACAGUGCGCAGUCGGAUAGUGAGGCUGCUGUCAGCGCCCUUCCUCUUCAACGACGAUAUUGGACGGACGCUUGCGACCUCGGCAGAGCGACGUGUGGCGGGCGAGGGCGUGCUCAAGGCUCUCAAGCAGGCAUGGGAGGACCACCAAGUCUGCAUGAGCAUGUUGACCGAUGUGCUCAUGUACAUGGACCGAGUCUACUGCACAGAUCACCGCCAACCAUCCAUCUUCGCCAAGUCCAUGGGCCUCUUCCGCGACCAGAUCCUACGAACGCCAGUGCGGCAAGGCGCAGACGACAUCAUCACCAUCCUCACCCGCAUCAUCCUCGACCAGAUUUCCAUGGACCGCGAUGGCGAAUCAAUCGACCGUUACCUCAUCAAAUCAAAUGUGUACAUGCUCGAAGGCUUGUACGAGUCGGAGCAAGAGGUGGAAGACGAAAAGCUGUAUCUGCGAGAAUUCGAGGAGAGCUUUCUGCAGAGGAGUGCACAAUUCUACCGUGAAGAAGGCGAGCGGUUACUGAAAGAGUCGGAUGCUGGGACAUACUGUCACCACGCCAAGCGGCGCAUUGACGAAGAGAGUGAUCGGUGCAGGUCUACUCUGUCCGAGUCAACCGCGCCCAAGAUCCAGCGAGUGGUGGAGGAUGAGCUCAUCAGACAUAAGAUGAAGGGCUUGAUUGAGAUGGACAGCGGUGUUCUCUACAUGGUCGACAACGACAAGUUUAACGAACUUCAUCUGGUGUUCGACCUCGAAGCACGCGUGGAUCCCCGCAAGCCGGAGCUCACCAAAGCUUUGCAGCAGAUCAUUGCAGACAUGGGUUCCAAGAUCAACGAAGCUGCAGUUGCUACAUCGCAAGCUCCACCAACGGCAGCUCCAGCUGCGGACGACGGCGAGGGCGACAAGUCAAAGGCGAAACAAGACAAGCAGAUCAACCAGCAGACUCAAGCCGCACUCAAAUGGGUCGCAGACAUCUUGGACCUGAAGGAUCGUUUCGACAAGAUUUGGGAGAUCUCGUUUGGCAGAGACCAGACCAUCCAGACCGCGCUGACCCGAAGCAUGUCCGAAAACAUCAACUCAUUCAACAGAAGCAGCGAGUACAUUUCGCUCUUCAUCGACGACCACAUGAAGAAGGGCAUUCGCGACAAGACCGAUCAAGAAGUCGAUGCGAUCCUCGAGAAGGCGAUUGUACUGCUGCGAUAUCUUCAGGACAAGGACAUCUUCGAGACGUACUACAAGAAGCAUCUCUGCAAGCGUCUGCUGCUAAAGAAGAGCCAGAGUACCGAUGUGGAGAAGCAGAUGAUCGCCCGGAUGAAGAUGGAGCUUGGCAAUAGCUUCACACUCAAACUCGAGGCCAUGUUCAAGGACAUGUCGCUGAGUGAAGACCUGACUCGUGGCUACCGCGAGCAUGUCGCCGGUCUGGGUGAUGCUGAUAGGAAGCGAGUGGACUUGAGCGUCAAUGUCUUGACCUCAAUGACCUGGCCGCUAGAAGCUUUCCGGAGUUCCAACGAGGACGACGGCGAGACGCGAUCCCAAAUCAUCUUCCCUCCUGCUCUCGACCUGGUCCGCCAAGGAUUCGAGCGGUACUAUUCCGAGAAGCACUCUGGUCGGAAGCUUUCGUGGCAGACAAACAUGGGAGAUGUGGACAUCAAAGCGUUGUUCAAGAAUAAGAGUGGACAGACGAGAACGCACGAGGUCAACUGCUCGACCUAUGCUGCCCUCAUCCUCUUGCUCUUCAACGAUCGACAGCCUGGUGAUCGAUUAUCACUGGAGGAGAUCGAAGCUCAAACCAACAUUCCCAUGCAGUCUCUGACGAGAAACUUGCAAGCUCUGGCUGUUGCGCCAAAGACGCGCUUCUUGACCAAGGAGCCGAUGAGCCGAGACGUCAACCCUGGCGACAAAUUCUCCCUCAACGACGACUACCUACCAAAGACUGUCAAGAUCAAAGUUGGUGUCGUGUCAGCUGGCAACAAGGUCGAAGGCGACAGGGAGCGCAAGGAGACCGAGAAACGCAACAAUGACAGCCGUGGCUUCGUCAUCGAGGCUGCCGUCGUGCGGAUCAUGAAGUCUCGAAAGGAGCUCGCUCACGCGCAGCUACUCAAUGAGACCAUCUCAGUCUUGUCGUCUCGCUUCAAACCGGACGUCAACAUGAUCAAGAAGCGCAUCGAGAGUCUGAUCGAGCGCGAAUAUCUCGAGCGAAUGGAAGACGCACCAGUCCCAUCGUACAAGUAUGUAGCUUAA
Zasmidium cellare ATCC 36951 is the source of this 2451-nucleotide messenger RNA. RefSeq lists its product as uncharacterized. Lineage: Eukaryota; Fungi; Ascomycota; Dothideomycetes; Mycosphaerellales; Mycosphaerellaceae. Gene Ontology annotation, molecular function: ubiquitin protein ligase binding. Gene Ontology annotation, biological process: ubiquitin-dependent protein catabolic process; protein ubiquitination. The coding region runs from base 1 to 2451 and encodes 816 amino acids. The transcript is spliced from 2 exons. Gene Ontology annotation, cellular component: Cul3-RING ubiquitin ligase complex. The record is from RefSeq and is a predicted model, not a curated record.